This is a messenger RNA of Penicillium argentinense, 1104 nucleotides long. Its product is annotated as zinc-dependent alcohol dehydrogenase. NCBI's taxonomy places the organism in Eukaryota, Fungi, Ascomycota, Eurotiomycetes, Eurotiales, Aspergillaceae. Gene Ontology annotation, molecular function: oxidoreductase activity. The record is from RefSeq and is a predicted model, not a curated record. Bases 1 to 1104 code for a protein of 367 amino acids. The transcript is spliced from 4 exons.
AUGGCCGCUCCUGAGAUCCCCGCGAAGCAAAAGGCUGUCGUCUUUGACCAGCCCGGAACCGUCUCGACCAAAGUCGUGGAGAUUGACGUCCCUGAGCCUGGUGCUGGGGAAGUUCUAAUUAACCUGACACACUCUGGCGUCUGUCAUUCUGACUAUGGCAUCAUGACCAACACUUGGGACAUGCUCCCAGCCCCAACUCAGCCUGGCCAAGUCGGAGGCCACGAAGGCGUAGGCAAGAUCGUCAAGCUCGGUGCCGGCACCGAGGGUUCCGGCCUCAAAAUCGGCGAUCGCGUCGGUAUCAAAUGGGUCUCUAGCGCCUGUGGCAACUGCCAACCCUGCCAAGUCGGAUUCGACGGACUGUGCUUCAACCAAAAAGUCUCCGGCUACUAUACCCCAGGCACAUUCCAACAAUACGCCGUGGGCCCAGCAAACUACGUAACCCCGAUCCCAGACGACCUCGACUCCGCCCAGGCAGCCCCCAUGCUCUGCGCAGGUGUCACCGUCUACGCCGCCCUAAAACGCAGCAACGCCCGACCAGGCCAAUUCGUCAUUAUCUCCGGCGCAGGUGGCGGGCUGGGCCACAUCGCCGUGCAACUCGCGAGUAAGGGCAUGGGGCUGCGCGUCAUCGGUAUCGACCACGGCAGCAAGGCCGAGCUCGUCAAAGCCUCGGGCGCCGAGCACUUCAUCGACAUCACCCAGUUCCCCUCUGACGACAAUGGCGCCGCGUUGCAGAAACAUGUGCAGUCGUUGACUGAUGGACUAGGCGCACAUGCGGCUGUCGUCUGCACAGCUGCGAAUGCCGCGUAUGCGCAGGCUCUGCCUUUGCUGAGGUUUGCUGGGACGCUGGUUUGUGUUGGGAUUCCGGAGAAUGAGCCCAAGGCCAUUGCGACGGCGUUCCCUUCUUCGUUUAUCAAUAAGCAUUACACCAUUACCGGGUCUGCGGUCGGUAAUCGAACGGAGGCGGUUGAGACGUUGAAGUUUGCGGCUAGGGGGAUUAUUAAGGCUCAUUAUCGCAUUGAGAAAAUGGAUGCGCUUACUGAGGUUUUCCAGCAGAUGGCUGAGGGGAAGUUGCAGGGCCGUGUUGUGCUGGAUUUGUCUGGUUAG